Fragaria vesca subsp. vesca is the source of this 2329-nucleotide messenger RNA. Its product is annotated as phosphoenolpyruvate carboxykinase [ATP]-like. Lineage: Eukaryota; Viridiplantae; Streptophyta; Magnoliopsida; Rosales; Rosaceae. The transcript has 13 exons. Gene Ontology annotation, molecular function: ATP binding; phosphoenolpyruvate carboxykinase (ATP) activity. Gene Ontology annotation, biological process: gluconeogenesis. The record is from RefSeq and is a predicted model, not a curated record. Gene Ontology annotation, cellular component: cytosol. The coding region runs from base 118 to 2139 and encodes 673 amino acids.
ACCUUACUUGCGUUUCAGCAAACUCUCAUACUCACUUUCAUGGUCGAUCACUCUCUCAUUUCCAUUUCUCAUUAGCUCUUUCUUCCUCCAUUUUCGUCUCUAAUUCUGUGGAUUGAGAUGGCGUCUAACGGUAACGGUAACGGGGAGUUCAGCUUCAACAACGGACCGGCGGCAGUGGCGAACGGGAACGGGACGGCGAGGAACGGACUGGCGAAGAUUCAGACGAAGAAGAGCGGGAAUGGGAUGUGCCACGACGACAGCUCGGCGCCGGUGAAGGCUCAGACGAUCGACCAGCUUCAUUCUCUGCAGAAGAAGAAGUCGGCACCGACGACGCCGAUCAAGGGCACUCAGGGCGCCUUUGCUGUCGCUCUCUCCGAAGAGGAGCGCCAGAAGCAGCAGCUCCAGUCCAUCAGUAACUCUCUGGCGUCGCUGACGAGAGAGACUGGACCAAAGGUUGUGAGAGGAGACCCGGCGAACCAGUCUGAGACGCCGAAGGUGUCAUCACACGUGGAGCACCACCAUCAUUUCACUCCCACCAUCAGCGUCAGUGACAGUGCCCUCAAGUUCACUCAUGUCCUCUACAACCUCUCUCCUGCUGAGCUAUAUGAGCAGGCGAUAAAAUACGAAAAGGGAUCGUUCAUAACGUCAACAGGCGCAUUAGCAACACUUUCUGGAGCCAAGACCGGUCGGUCUCCAAGAGAUAAGCGCGUUGUCAAGGAUGAGACUACAGAGAACGAGCUCUGGUGGGGAAGGGGUUCACCAAACAUUGAAAUGGACGAGCACACUUUCAUGGUCAACAGGGAAAGAGCUGUGGAUUACUUGAACUCUUUGGACAAGGUGUUUGUAAAUGAUCAGUUCUUGAACUGGGAUCCAGAAAACAGAAUUAAAGUGCGGAUUGUCUCUGCCAGGGCUUAUCAUUCUUUGUUCAUGCACAACAUGUGUAUCCGACCCAGUCCUGAAGAGCUGGAGAAUUUUGGUACUCCGGACUUCACUAUUUACAAUGCUGGUCAGUUCCCGUGUAAUCGUUACACCCACUACAUGACAUCCUCCACUAGCAUAGAUCUUAAUCUUGGUAGGAGGGAAAUGGUCAUCCUCGGCACCAUGUAUGCCGGGGAAAUGAAGAAAGGUCUUUUCAGUGUCAUGCAUUAUCUUAUGCCUAAGCGGCAAAUCCUAUCCCUACAUUCUGGCUGCAAUAUGGGGAAAGAUGGAGAUGUUGCACUCUUCUUUGGAUUGUCAGGUACUGGGAAGACAACUCUGUCUACUGAUCACAAUAGAUACCUUAUUGGAGAUGAUGAACACUGUUGGACUGAGAACGGUGUAUCAAAUAUAGAAGGUGGUUGCUAUGCCAAGUGUAUUGAUCUUGCGAGGGAGAAAGAACCUGAUAUUUGGAAUGCCAUCAAGUUUGGUGCUGUGUUGGAAAAUAUUGUGUUUGAUGAGCAUACUCGAGAAGUAGAUUACUCUGACAAAUCUGUUACAGAGAAUACUCGGGCAGCUUACCCUAUUGAAUACAUUCCCAAUGCAAAAAUACCAUGUGUUGGACCUCAUCCAAAGAAUGUAAUACUCUUAGCAUGUGAUGCAUUUGGUGUGCUCCCACCGGUGAGCAAGUUAAACCUUGCACAGACCAUGUAUCAUUUCAUCAGCGGCUAUACUGCUCUGGUUGCCGGAACUGAAGAGGGCAUUAAGGAGCCACAAGCAACAUUCUCGGCUUGCUUUGGUGCUGCAUUUAUAAUGUUGCAUCCAACGAAGUAUGCAGCAAUGCUUGCUCAGAAAAUGCAGCAACAUGGUGCAACUGGAUGGCUGGUGAACACUGGCUGGUCUGGUGGAAGGUAUGGAUCGGGAAAGCGCAUUAAGCUACCUUACACCCGGAAAAUCAUUGAUGCCAUACACUCUGGCAGCCUCUUGAAUGCAAAUUACAAGAAGACUGAAGUGUUCGGACUUGAGAUUCCCACUGAGAUUGAGGGGGUGCCUUCAGAGAUACUGGAUCCAGUGAACACUUGGUCAGAUAAGAAAGCAUACCAGGAAACACUGCUCAAGUUGGCUGGCCUAUUCAAAAACAACUUCGAGACAUUCACAAACUACAAGAUUGGCAAGGACAACAAGCUGACUGAAGACAUCCUCGCGGCAGGUCCGAACUUCUAGUGAAGUUUUGGGAGUUGAAGUGGCAAAUAAGAUUGAGGAGCAGUCAUUUUAUUUUUCCUUUUCCAUUUGGGUGAAAUGAUUCUUUGUUCAAUAGGAGCAAUUGUGUCAUUGUUCAGUACUUUUAGCAAAGUGAUCCUCUGUAGCUCCAGAUUUCUGAUAUAGUAUAAUGAAAGAUCGUUCCUUAUGUCUU